GGGGGCGCGCAUGCCGGCGAGUGGUUGCGAGCCAUUCUUACGGGCGUCGCGGACCACCAUCGGGAUGGGGCUGCCAUCAACGUCGCGAGUCGGCGCAAGCAACGGCGCUACCCUGAACUGGCCGGCCCGGGCCCGCAACGCCUCGUCGUCCUGGCUGCGGAGGUCGGCGGGCGAUGGGGGCAAGAGGCGCACAACCUCGUCCGCAGCCUCGUGCAACAGCGCUCCCUGCGCGCGCCGCGGGCGCUGCGUGCUGCGGCCCGCGCGGGGUGGGAGCACCGGUGGUGGGGGCAGCUCGGAUGCGCGUUGCCGCGCGCCUUGGCCUCGACGCUGUUGGGCGGCCGCUGGCGAGCGCCGGUGCAGCUUACUGGAGACGAGCAAACACC
Symbiodinium necroappetens is the source of this 383-nucleotide messenger RNA. The record is from the annotation of a GenBank genome assembly. Lineage: Eukaryota; Dinophyceae; Suessiales; Symbiodiniaceae.